Messenger RNA from Daucus carota subsp. sativus, 1142 nucleotides. RefSeq names its product cucumisin-like. NCBI's taxonomy places the organism in Eukaryota, Viridiplantae, Streptophyta, Magnoliopsida, Apiales, Apiaceae. The record is from RefSeq and is a predicted model, not a curated record. Gene Ontology annotation, molecular function: serine-type endopeptidase activity. The transcript is spliced from 4 exons. Bases 1 to 1065 code for a protein of 354 amino acids. Gene Ontology annotation, biological process: proteolysis.
AUGUGUUUUUGUAGUAAAUUGGAAGAUGUAUACGAUAAAGAUUGUGUUCUGAAGGCUGAUUCGUCACGUGAAAGAUGUUAUUUGACUCCUGCUAAGUCCCUUUGGCGGACACUUGUUGUGGGAUCAUCAGCUUCCAGUACGACAAAGGUUUCAUUAAGUAAAGAGCAUGUACAUCAAUUAUCUAAGUGGCAGACUGAAUAUGGGAAAGAAAUUUUUAUAAGAAUUCGAACAAGUAAAAUUGAAAAAGAUAGUAGAGGGGUUUUGAUUCCCGAGUUUUCCUCCAGAGGUCCCUCAAGAAUUUACAAGCAACACAUAAUUCCAGAAUUGGUUGCACCAGGCUAUGCUAUCCUCAUACCAUAUCCAAGUACCAUAGAACUUAAUCAGAUACUUGCACAGACAAGUAUUGAUGAGAAAGAGACGCCGCUUUUAAGAGACUGCAACAUAGUUUCAGGAUCUUCAAUUGCAUGCUCACAAGUAGCAGGAGCUGCUCUUAUAUUACGUUCUUACCGUCCCCACUGGACUCCUUUGGAGGUGAAGUCUGCUAUCAUAACAACAGCAAAAAGCUUUGCAGCAGGAAACAUUCCUGGAAAUGAACUUGUUUUUGGGGCCGGGUCAAUAAACAUUAAAGCUGCUUUAUAUCCUGGUCUCGUAUAUGAUGAAAGCUGGACACAUUUCAGGGAGUACGUUGAUAAAAAACGUUCAAUUUACGACCUCAAUCUCCCUACUUUUGCGGCAUCCUUCUCUUAUUCUCCACAGAGUUGCAAACGAAUAUUCCGCCGUGAAUUAAAAAACGUCGGUGACCACAAAAUGGUUUACAAAUGUGUUGUCAAGUAUUUCAGCAAAUUAUGGGAUCCCGAUGUAGAAAUCACGGCGGUACCUGAUUGUCUAGAGUUUGAACGUGGUGAGAAGCAGAGAUUUGAGUUGAUUGUGAAUAUGGUUCCACGUCCAUUCACCCAUAUAUCUGCACUACUCAUGUGGAUUCCAAAUGAUGGAGGGCAAUCAGUGUGCAGCCCAAUUCACCUGUACCAUCAAAGUGAGUUUGACAAAUCAAGUUGGUACGAGUGAAGGCAAUUUCCUUUUGUGGUUGUCAAAAAGUAAGAGUGACAAACCAAGCAUACACAUUAGCUGUAUACAAAUUAAGU